AAUAUUUUAUCAAAUAUUUAGGCAAAGAUGGAAAAGAAGCAACUUCAGUUACGAAUUACGAUGCUUUUGGUGCUCACUGUUACUGCUCAGACAUACUGAAAAACCUUCACAGACUUGACAAUACCUGGAGGAAACUUGAUGUUCUUUGCUCUUUGAUUUUCAGCUCAGAAACUUGCCAAGAACUAUCUCCCGCUAGAUCUUACCAAGCUUAGCCAAGUAAUUGCUAUGAAGAUGAGAUCUUAUUCGGAUAAAAACACGAUGUCUGAAACCGAUAUUGGAUCAACCGAUUCACCUUUUUCUUGGCUUUAUCAUUACAACCUCACAUCCAAACCUGGCUUAAGUUCUCUGCAUCGACGCCAUGAACCUGGUCUUGUUGUUUCUCCGAUUCAAACCAUUUGUCCCACAGCUGAAUCAGGGAACAAAAAUGAUAGGGAGACUAAAGCCGCACAGGUGAGGAAACAGAAAUCUUCUUUGACGGGCUCUAGUCAAAUAUCACCCAAGGUUCUGGGGCCAAAGCAGUCCAUGAAGAAACCCUCUGUUCCAAAGAAGGCGAAGGGACCGAACAUUCCGGAAGCCAAACGUGAGAAGAAUAAUCUCAAUUUCGAUCUUGAUGAAAAAAAGUUUGAUUUCUCCAGGGUGCCUUCCCCCAUUUGCUCUUGUACAGGUGUUGCAAGAGUGUGCUACAAGUGGGGUGCUAGCGGUUGGCAAUCUUCAUGUUGUACCAUUAAUAUAUCAGAAUGUCCUCUUCCCAUGAGUCCCACCAGGCCCGGUGCUCGUGUGGCCGGGAGAAAAAUGAGCAAUGGGGCAUAUUUCAAACUUCUACUGAGACUUGCAGCUGAAGGUUAUGAUCUUUCGCGUCCUGUUGACUUGAAAGACCACUGGGCCAGGCAUGGCACAAACAAGUUCGUUACGAUCAAAUAGAGAUGUAGAUGGCUGGUAGCUGGGCAUGAUAUUUAGUAGUUUCAAAUAUAUAUAUGUGUGUGUUUUCUAGUUUGAAUGUAAUUUAUUACUUUCACGGAAAACAUGAAUUCUGAAAAUAUAUGUAGCCAAGUAUUAAGUGCUCUGUUCAUCUGAGUUA
Messenger RNA from Hibiscus syriacus, 1078 nucleotides. RefSeq names its product protein BASIC PENTACYSTEINE7-like. Lineage: Eukaryota; Viridiplantae; Streptophyta; Magnoliopsida; Malvales; Malvaceae. Gene Ontology annotation, biological process: response to ethylene. Gene Ontology annotation, cellular component: nucleus. The record is from RefSeq and is a predicted model, not a curated record. The transcript has 2 exons. Bases 226 to 921 code for a protein of 231 amino acids. Gene Ontology annotation, molecular function: sequence-specific DNA binding; DNA-binding transcription factor activity.